AAAGUUUACACCAAAAAUAUGGAACUGAAAAACCAAACAGCAGUUUCAGAAUUCCAUUUACUUGGACUGACAGAAAAUCACAAACUGCUGCCCCUCAUCUUCAUCAUGUUUCUCUCCAUGUAUCUGAUUACAGUUCUGGGAAAUCUGAUUAUCAUCUUGGCUAUCAGCUCUGGGUCACAACUGCACACUCCCAUGUACCUCUUCCUCUCUAUUCUUUCCAUUAAUGACAUCUGCUACAGUACAGUCACAAUUCCAAAAAUGCUGGUGAAUAUCCAAGCCCAUGACGACAGCAUAAGUUACAUAGAAUGUCUAUCGCAAAUCUGCUUUGUUUCAAUUUUUGGUGGAAUGGAAAAUUUUCUCCUGGCAGUGAUGGCCUAUGAUCGCUAUGUAGCCAUUUGCAAACCCCUGAGGUAUACAGUCAUCAUGAACCCUAUUUUCUGUGUCCUCAUGAUUCUAUUCUCCCUCUUCUUUAGCAUUAUGGAUGCCCUACUUCACAGUCUAAUGGUUUUAAGACUUUCCUUCUGCACAGAACUAGAAAUUCCACACUUUUUCUGUGAGCUGGCUCAGAUUAUCAAACUUGCCUGUUCUGAUACAUUUCUCAAUAAUUUUUUAAUAUUUGUUGCAGCUUUUGUCUUUGGGGGUGGUCCUGUCUGUGGAAUUGUUUUUUCAUAUAUUUACAUUGUGUCAUCAGUCUUGAGAAUGCCAUCUUCUGGAGGGAAGCAUAGAGCUUUCUCUACUUGUGCAUCACAUCUAUCUGUUGUUUCCCUGUUCUAUGGGACAGGUUUUGGUGUUUACAUCAGUUCAGCCGUGACAGAUUCUCUUAGAAACACAGCAAUGGCUUCCAUGAUGUACAGUGUAGUUCCUCCAUUGCUCAACCCAUUUAUCUACAGUCUAAGAAAUAGAGAUAUGAAGAAAGCCUUGAGGACACUUGUUGGUAGACUCUAUCUUGUGUGA
This is a messenger RNA of Rattus rattus (black rat), 954 nucleotides long. RefSeq names its product olfactory receptor 7G2-like. The transcript has a single exon. Lineage: Eukaryota; Metazoa; Chordata; Mammalia; Rodentia; Muridae. The coding region runs from base 19 to 954 and encodes 311 amino acids. Gene Ontology annotation, cellular component: membrane. The record is from RefSeq and is a predicted model, not a curated record. Gene Ontology annotation, molecular function: olfactory receptor activity; G protein-coupled receptor activity. Gene Ontology annotation, biological process: G protein-coupled receptor signaling pathway.